CUUACCUGAAUACCUCACCUGUGCCCGGUGUCACGUUACGACUCUCCUGCAGGUUCACCAAGCAGGACAGAAACUAAAACUGAAAACACAAUUCCCAAAGACUUAAAACGACAGUGCUGCGCUCCCUGGCAGCAGGGGAAACGAAAACCAGACCGUUACACUUCAUACCAAAAACACAUACAAGACAACCUUGUGAUUGAAUACCAACUCAUAAUUAUUAUUUAAAAAAAAAAAAGCCGUGUACAAACAUGGCGUCGAAGUUGGGAGGGAUAUCUGUUCUGCUUGUGUUAUUUUUGGGCCUCUGGGAAUGUGAAGGACAGAUGGCAUGUGGGCGUAGGAUGGUUGGUAGCCGCAUUGUGGGCGGAGCCAACUCGAAUGCGGGCAUGUGGCCCUGGCAGGUGGAUCUCCAGGACAACGGGGUUCACGUGUGCGGCGGGUCCCUGGUCAACGAAAACUGGGUGCUGUCCGCAGCCCACUGCUUCCCAGACACCUCGACUACUUUAAGGUACCAGGUGUACCUAGGACGCUACAUGCUCAACAGUAUCAACCAGGCUGAGCAGAGUUUCAGGAUCGCCAAGGUCUUGCUGCAUCCCAGCUACCAGGAUCCCCACCAGGGGUUUGACGUUGCUCUAGUGCAGCUAGACCGUGCUGCUGUCUUCACAGACUCCGUCCUGCCAGUCUGCCUGCCCACCUCUGCUGUGCUCUUCCCGGAGGGCAUGGAAUGCUGGGUAACAGGGUGGGGUGACGUGGGCACGUCGGUGUCGCUGCCCGCUCCUGGUAUCCUGCAGGAGCUGCAGUUGCAGAUAAUCGACCAGUCCUCGUGUAAUCAGAUGUACCAAGUGCCGACCAGCCUGCACCCCACGACGAGCAACAUCCUGAGCGGCAUGAUCUGUGCAGGGUUCCAAGCAGGGCAGAAGGACGCCUGUCAGGGUGACUCUGGGGGUCCGCUGGUGUGCACCAUGAUUAAUGGCACUUGGGUUCAGGCUGGCAUCGUCUCCUGGGGAGACGGCUGUGGCGAUCCCAACCGCCCGGGGGUGUACGCCUAUCUGCCUGCCUACAGCGACUGGAUCAAACAGACUCUACCAACCCUGGAGCUCUACGGGGGAGCGCAGAACAUGAUCGCCUGCUCUCUGUCAGUCUGCCUCAACGCCGCUCUCUCCCUGCUGCUUGUAGCCCUGCUGAGAUAACAGCCCUCCCAGAAUCGCAGAGGGACGAUGGUACUGAAAUCAGACUCCCGCUGCACACCAGGUGACACUGCUGUGCAAUAGGAGGCUGAUUCCCAUCCCUGUGAAAAAACUAGAAGAAACUCCCUAACUCUCAUUUCAAAUCGCACGAUGACUUAUCUGUAAUAUCACAAGAUCCACUCAACAAGGCAAUCAAUUUAGCCCAUGAUGAAUCGAUACUCAGUAUUUAGUAAAUUAACCCUUUAGUUCUAGUUUUAAAUUGCGUUGGAGGUCAAAUCUCUUGAAUUAAAUGAUUUUUAUUUUAGUUUAUUUUUAAAUGUGGUUAUAUGAAGGUUUUCUGAUCAAGAUCCAAACAAAAAAAUAAAUUCGAUGCAAACAUUUU
Polyodon spathula (Mississippi paddlefish) is the source of this 1566-nucleotide messenger RNA. RefSeq names its product serine protease 27-like. Bases 249 to 1187 code for a protein of 312 amino acids. Gene Ontology annotation, molecular function: serine-type endopeptidase activity. The record is from RefSeq and is a predicted model, not a curated record. NCBI's taxonomy places the organism in Eukaryota, Metazoa, Chordata, Actinopteri, Acipenseriformes, Polyodontidae. Gene Ontology annotation, biological process: proteolysis. The transcript is spliced from 6 exons.